CUUUAGGCUGAACCUGAACUGAACACCAGCGACCCAGGCGGCGGCGGCGGCGGCGGCGUGAUGCAGUUCCUCCGAGGCGGCGGCGGCGGGGGUGGCGGUGGGUUCGGGGGGACGGCGUGGGAGGUGCUGCGGCGUCACUUCUCUAGGAAGCGGGCGGUGAACGUGAAGCGGAUCAACCCCAAGGUGCCCAAGGAAGAGGCCGUCGCCAUCUCCGAGCGCCUCGUCCAGAUCCUCUCCGACCAUGGGCCCCUCACCGUCGGCAACGCCUGGAACCACGCCAAGGACGCUGGUAUUGCUGGCCUGAACAGCAAGACUCACAUGAAGAUCCUGCUGAAAUGGAUGACGGGGAGAAAUAUCGUGAAGCUGAGCUGCGUGCACGUGGGCAACGCGAAGAAAUUCCUCUACUCCCCGUUCACUGAAAGCAGCGCCGAGGCAUUAUCAGCGGCAGCAGCGGAUGCCAGCAAUAAGGCUUCCACCCAAGGAGGGAGAGGGAAAGCUGUGCGAGGGCAACCGAAGAAGCGGGCUGCGGCGGUCUUGCAGUGACGGUCAGUCGCCAGGCAGGCAGGAGGAGAACACUGAGCGUGAUUCUUGUGGGGAUUUUGCUGUUGCCUUGUGGGGUGGAGGUGGAGCAAGAAGGGGGAGGUUUUGCCUCUGGUCAUAUGAUCCCAAGUAGAAUUGUGACGAACCUUGGAAGCAUUUUGGGUACGUAUAUUUGAGCUGUGUUGCGCACGCUGUGUGGGUAGUGACGGUUGUAUUUGCCAAGCAUUUGUGGACUGGAAUAAUUUGCAAGCAUCAUGAUACCAUAUUGUUGUACUCAUAAGUUGAGGCUGUCCCUGUCCUGAUUUGUUCAUUUGCAAGUAUCAUGAUACCAUAUUUUGGACUGGAAUAAGACUGGAUGUAGAUGCCAUGCAUUCU
This is a messenger RNA of Sorghum bicolor (sorghum), 915 nucleotides long. RefSeq lists its product as uncharacterized. NCBI's taxonomy places the organism in Eukaryota, Viridiplantae, Streptophyta, Magnoliopsida, Poales, Poaceae. The coding region runs from base 61 to 543 and encodes 160 amino acids. The record is from RefSeq and is a predicted model, not a curated record. The transcript has 2 exons.